Blepharisma stoltei is the source of this 786-nucleotide messenger RNA. NCBI's taxonomy places the organism in Eukaryota, Ciliophora, Heterotrichea, Heterotrichida, Blepharismidae. The record is from the annotation of a GenBank genome assembly.
AUGUCCGCAGACUCAGAGGUCGAAUCUCAAGCAGACCGCUUCUAUAGAAAUCUCUCACAAAGGCAAUCAGGAAAACCCAAAUUUAUUACUUCAGAGGAUCCUAUAGGCAUUUAUAAUCAUGUGGUAAAGCAAUUUAAUGCCAAAUGCAAUCGUGUAUCAGAAGGAACAUUUGAAGGAAUCGACAAUAACUGCUUUUAUGGGCUCUGGAUGAAAAGAUUUUGGACUUUAUUGGAAGCAGACACACAUGCUCUCUAUGCAUUGGCUUAUUAUACUAUCCAGUAAGUAAAAAUCUUUUAAUCUCACUGGGCAAUCCAAGGGAAAUCUUUAUAUAUGAUCUUUUCCUUUUUCAUUACUUUUAUCCUUGGCUUAAUUCCAUUCAUUAACAUUUUUGUAAUCGUUGUAUGGCUUGUUGUGUGGUUUAUUUAUGAAAGAAUAUUUAAAGCUCAUAGAGCUAACAGACAGCUAUGUGAUGACCCUUUUAAGUAUAUGAUUUAUGCACCAGAAGUCUGCAAGAGAGCAAAGUUGAUGAAUGUAUAUUUCGACGUGCCUACACAGGAUUUAGUCGCUAUUGGACUAAGGGAGUCACAAGUAUCGUUCUUGAGGCAAAGACAAACUGAGGGAAGAGUACUGUUUAUGGUUUACAAUGAUAGAUUCAAAAGCGCAUAUACGAAAUUCUCUUUUCUUAGGGUGUUCCAUAUUAUUCAAGUUUUAUUGGCUUUGACAGCGAUUUUACUUGCCAAUUUAGCCAUUUAUCCAAAGAUGGGAAUCAAUGAGUUCCUGCUUUAA